Molecule: messenger RNA, 510 nt
Organism: Purpureocillium lilacinum
Lineage: Eukaryota; Fungi; Ascomycota; Sordariomycetes; Hypocreales; Ophiocordycipitaceae
Product: ER membrane protein DP1/Yop1
Source: RefSeq, a predicted model, not a curated record
AUGUCUGCGCAGCAAAAGGCUCAGAACUACCUCAGCACCUUGGACCAGGAGCUUUCCAAGUACCCGGCCCUCAACAACCUUGAGAAGCAGUCGGGCGUCCCCAAGGCCUACGCCGUCAUCGGCCUUGGCGCGCUCUACUUCUUCCUCAUCAUCUUCAACCUCGGUGGCCAGCUGCUCACCAACUUUGCUGGUUUCGUCAUCCCGGGAUACUACUCGCUCAAUGCACUCUUCACUACGUCCAAGGAGGAUGACACUCAGUGGCUGACUUACUGGGUGGUGUUCGCCUUCUUCACCGUCACGGAGAGCUUCUUCAACAUCGUCUACUGGUUCCCCUUCUACUUCGUCUUCAAGUUUGUCUUCCUUCUGUGGCUGUCGCUGCCAAUGUUCCGCGGUGCCGAGAUUGUCUUCAAGUCUUUCCUGUCCCCCACCCUCGGCCGAUACUUCCAGCAGCCCGCCUCGACCUCUGCUGGCCUGCGCUCCAAGACGGGCGGCCUGGACAAGUCCGAGUAG